Molecule: messenger RNA, 536 nt
Organism: Aspergillus steynii IBT 23096
Lineage: Eukaryota; Fungi; Ascomycota; Eurotiomycetes; Eurotiales; Aspergillaceae
Exons: 2
Coding region: 151-459 (102 amino acids)
Source: RefSeq, a predicted model, not a curated record
AAGAUUGCUGCACAUAAGGCUGUCACGGUGACCUUCGUGCCGCUCAAUUGGCCGAUCAGGUUAAGCCUGCAUUGCACGGGCGAAACCGUUAAUCCGUAGGCUUGCAGGGCGUCGCGCCUGUCGAGGGUCCUGGGGAUUUCUGGAAUAUAUAUGACCUUGGCCUCCCCAGAAAUCAUUCUCCUAUCUCUCCUUCACUUGUCGCCAGCGUCUCAAUGCCAUAGAACAUCUGCCAGCCUUUCUUUCAUUCUGUUUGCGUUUUGGUUGCUUCUCUCUCGUCUUUCGACAGUCUCUCGUUUGGGUAUCCUUUUGUCCUUUCUUUCUUUUUUCUCUCUCUUUCCAAUAGACCUCCUUUUGCCACAAAAGCGUUCGCUCUCUGUUAUACUGACCGACCUGCCGCUCAUUUUCAACCUCUGCGAUUCCAUUCGAACCCCCUGGAUCUUAUUCUUACGACCUUUAUAAUCCCAUAUCGAUUCUCCCAUUCCCGACACCAUGGAAUGUUUUCGGCAGAUCGUUCGACUUGUCAAGUCCCCGUUUCA